Chaetomium fimeti is the source of this 1051-nucleotide messenger RNA. RefSeq lists its product as uncharacterized. The record is from RefSeq and is a predicted model, not a curated record. NCBI's taxonomy places the organism in Eukaryota, Fungi, Ascomycota, Sordariomycetes, Sordariales, Chaetomiaceae. The transcript is spliced from 2 exons. Bases 179 to 1051 code for a protein of 290 amino acids.
CGCCGGGUCGCCCGAUUGAGCCGCACCACAACGUCCGCUGCUCCGUCAAUUUGCUGAUUGAACGCCGAGGGUCCGUUCCGGCCGCCAAUUGCAGAAGUGCAGCUGUCUAUCACCCAUCUGGCUCCGUCCAUCCCCCGUGCGGACCUCGCUCAAAUAUCAUCCGAACUCGACGGCAACCAUGGCAUCCGCAACAGCCUCCAUCCCCCGCUUCCUCCUCCCACAAUCCGGCCUGAUCUGGCGGCGGGCAGCCCCGACCCCGACCUCGGCCUCCGCUCCGGGCCGCAUCUUCCUCCGGCUCGCCAGCACCAAACCGAAUCCUCCCCCCGGCGGGCGAGUGCUCGCCAAGCCCGAGCGCUUCAACCCGCCCUCCCACGGCGCCCGUCUCCCCAAGAACACCCCGCCGCGCCACUACGGCGGCGACCUCAGCUAUGAGGAAGUCUCGGCGCAAGCCGUGCGGGACUACCCGGGCAUGGCACCGCCAGAACAUACGCUCGCCCACAAGUUCCUACACAACCGCUGGAUCCACGUCGUCAUCACCGUCGGCACCCUAACAACGCUCGCCAUCUUCACCUUCACGCUCUCCUUCAAAGAAACCUCCCCCUUCGCCGACAUGCUGCCCUCGACCUCGGACUUCUUACACCAGCCCUUAGCAUCAGCGCGCAUGGUCGUCGAGGUGGUGCGGCUGCACGAGGCGCACAAGACGGCGCGCAUCAACGAGAAGCGGCGGCGCAACGUCGACGACGUGGCCAAGCGCGCCGCCUACCGCAAGGCGCACGGCAUGCCGGACGAGGUGGGGCUUUUCAACCAGCCGAUGGCGCGCAUCCGGCCGGAUGCGGACGCGGGUGCGGAUGCGGGUGUGGAUGAUGCGAGCCCCGUGGCGGUGGGGAGGGGUGGGGAGGAGGCGGCGGUGCCGGUGGGGGCUGCUGCUGCUGCUGUUGCUGGGAGUAGCGAGGCUAAGAAAGAUGGGGGACACGAAGCGAGGCGGUUGACGGAGGGGGAGAGGCAGGCGGUGGUGGACAAGGCGAAGAAGGGGUGGCUGGGUAUCUUUUGA